This is a messenger RNA of Owenia fusiformis, 930 nucleotides long. The record is from the annotation of a GenBank genome assembly. NCBI's taxonomy places the organism in Eukaryota, Metazoa, Annelida, Polychaeta, Sabellida, Oweniidae.
UGUUCUUCGGUCAAAGAAACUUUUAAAAUGAAAUUUCUCCAUAUUUAUUGGCUUUAAUACCAGUAUCGUAGUGUACUGUUCAGUAUGAUUGGCCACCUAUGAGGUUACACUUUAGGAAUAAUUUACCAAGGUAAUGGCUCUUCUCACAACACAUGAAGUGUUAGGUGAGCAUCUAUAUGCCAAGGUAGCUGUCUUGACUGAGGAUAAAGACUCACAAAAGAUAACUGGAAUAUUGAUGGAGUGUACAGAUGAUGACAUUUUGAAAAUGUUGAAAGAUGAAGAGUUGCUCAAAAGAAGAAUAGAGAAAGUCCUACAACACAUUCAGAUUGAAAGAUGUAAACCAUUAGAGAAAGACCAAGAGGAAUUGGGUGAACGGCUCUUCCCUUUAGUUGCUGAGAUAGAAAGUGAAUUAUGUGCUCAAAUAACAGGAAUGCUUCUUGAACUGGACAGACCAUCUAUAGAGUUACUACUAAAUUCUGAAUCUGACCUGGAGAAUGCUAUACAGAAAGCUAAGACUGAAUAUCUCAAACAGUUGGGUUAUGAACAGGACACUGGUACACCUCAAGAAGAGGAUGUCACCAUACAAGAGCUAGGAGAGGCUGUGUUUGAUAGAGUCAGUGAGAAAUAUCCCAAGAUGGAGGAUGCUUCUCAAAUUACAGGUAUGCUAUUAGACCUUGGCACGAAGACAUUACAAGAACUUCUUCAGAAUAAACAAGAAUUUAUGGCUAAAGUUGACCAGGCUUAUAAAAUAUUAGACCAUUCAAAAUCCUGAUGCUAAAAACACUUGCCAAUAAUGAAGGAGGAUUAAUACAGCCAGCCUUGACAUUGCAGUUCCCUCAUCACAAUUUGUGUUUUGGUUAUAUCUGGAUGAUUUAGUUGGUAACACAACAUUUAAAGCUAUAACUCAAGAAUUAAUGCUUGUAACAUUAG